AUGGAUCGUCCAGUAAAGAUUGCUAUUGCUGACCUUGAUGCUUCAAUUGAUUGCGGAUUUUAUGAACUACUUGUGCAUCCAGAUGUGAAAUACAACGAAUCAAUCGAUGGUUCUCUGCUUGCUAUUCAUCAUCCUGUACAUCGUGAUCCCGACAUCCAGUUGCCGUAUCAGAUCAUGCGUACAUUGCCAUCAACGCAAUGCACGCUAAAUUCAAUACCAUCUGUAGAAACACUGCCAUUGAGUCAGAUUGAAAUGGAUACGUGCAUUAAAGCCAUGCUGCAUCUCAUCUCAUCCAUUCCACCACGAUACAUCAAGUACAACAAAGUGUUAUCUGCUCAGAUUGAUACAGCUAUGAAGCAAGUCCAUCAUCUUCAAGUAUCGCUGACUCAUCUUCAAUCCAACAUCUCAUCUACCCAUAGCUCUGUCCAUCACAAACCCUUACCAGUCACUUUGGAUAUUCAAACCACGUUUACGCAGUAUCGCAUUAUGCAGGUGUUGUUCGAGGUAUGGAAAUCAGUUGGAAGACGAUAUGCUCCACAUGUACGCACAUUCAACGUAUCCAAUGUCGUAACACUACACAACGUAGAUACGGCAGAACAUUAUCUCAACCGUCUCUGUUCAUGGCGACGAAUGAUCGAUACACAUACUUGGAAAACCUUGACAUUGGGUAUGACACAACAAGAGCAGCAACUUUAUUUCAAAUCACCAGUUGCUGAAUUACCAUUCUCACAGCGAUCCAAACUGCGUGUAUUGGGUCCACCCGCACUACCAAGUGGAUUGUAUCCACAAGCAUGGGAAUAUUUAGUCAAACCACCAUCAGUACAUAUCAUCAACGCUAUAUCAUCCAAUAUUCAUCAUACUAAACCCAGUGAUCUAACCACCAAAUCUGUUUUACGUGAAUUCCGACAAUUAUUCAUGAAUGCAUUGUUAAAACACGAGCUAUAUACCGACUAUGAGUUGAAUAUACUGCUGGACCAGUUAUUGUGUUUGCAUGGAUCCAUGUAUACACACCACGAUGGCGAAUCAACUCAGCCUGCCAAUCGGUUCGAUAAAAAUCAGUUUGAUGCUGUAGAAUACCCAUAUGCAUUGAUUCGUGAUUCGAUUUGUAAAGAGUUUAAUAUGGGUUGGACAACAAUCAAGGAUGGGUUUAAUCCACUCAAAACAGACUUACCAAGUUUACCGAAUGCUGCCAAUAAACAACUGAGCCAGAAUGAUCGAGAUAUGGACAAGACAAUCCAACAGAUUGGAGGAAGAUUCUGGGAUCUGGCACUUCAAGAGCAUGCCAAAUACAAUACUCAAGGAGUCUAUGACGACUGCAUGUCGUCCUUUUUUCGAAACGUAGAUGAAAAAAAGGGACUUGAAUGCAUUUCUGUUGGCAAGGGAAAUGGUUCUAUUAGAGGACUCAAGGCGAGAGGAAUCAUGAUUGAUAUGGAAGAAGGAGUCAUCAAUCAUAUCUUAAGAGGACCACUGCAAGAAAUCUUUGAUCCAUGGCAACACAUUACAAGUGUUUCUGGAAGUGGUAACAACUGGGCAAUGGGUCAUCAUGUAUAUGGUCCACAGUAUAGAGAUCAGAUUCUUGAAGUUGUACGCAAACAGGCUGAAUACUGUGACUCGCUGCAAUCGUUUUUUAUUAUUGGAUCCAUGGGUGGAGGUACUGGAUCAGGAUUGGGAUCAUAUCUAUUUGGGUUAUUGGAAGAUGCAUUUCCAAGCGUGUAUCGGUUUGCAUCGACAGUGAUUCCUUCUCCAAAUGAUGAUGUUGUCACAUCUCCUUAUAACAGUGUAUUGUCGUUGCAUAAAAUGGCUCAGAGUGUCGAUUGUGUGUUGCCAGUUGACAAUCAAUCACUAUUGGCCAUAUACGAACGUAUACAAGCACAAUCGGAAAUUGGACCACAAGGUAGACGUAAAGGUAGUGCCAUUACCGAUAGCGAUGCACUAGCUCAUACUGGUUUAAUCAAAACCCCAAUAAGUAAAAAAGCAGAUGCAUUUGACACAAUGAACAACUUGGUUGCAAACCUAUUACUUAACAUGACAAGUUCGAUGCGAUUUGAAGGCAUGCUGAAUGUGGAUAUCAAUGAUAUUGUAACAAAUCUGAUUCCAUUUCCAAAACUCAAAUAUCUCUUUUCCACCAUGACACCACUGUAUGCGUUAACUGAUGUACAGAUCCAACCUCGCAGGUUGGACCAGAUGUUUACGGAUGCAUUUUCUCAAAACUGUCAGUUGAUUUCUGCAGAUCCUAGAUCUAGCGUUUACCUAGCAAGUGCGUUGAUUGUUCGCGGUGCUGUCGAGAUUUCAGAUUUACGACGAAACAUUGACAGGAUGCAGAAAAUACUCAAGUUUGUGCCAUGGAAUACCGAUGGAUGGAAGACUGGAAUGUGCAGCGUGCCUCCACUUGGACAGGCAAGUCAGACGUGUCUACAACCUGAUUUACACUCCAUGACUACAAAUAUGUAA
Batrachochytrium dendrobatidis JAM81 is the source of this 2451-nucleotide messenger RNA. RefSeq lists its product as uncharacterized. Gene Ontology annotation, biological process: mitotic cell cycle; microtubule cytoskeleton organization. The transcript has 9 exons. The record is from RefSeq and is a predicted model, not a curated record. Gene Ontology annotation, molecular function: structural constituent of cytoskeleton; GTP binding. Lineage: Eukaryota; Fungi; Chytridiomycota; Chytridiomycetes; Rhizophydiales. The coding region runs from base 1 to 2451 and encodes 816 amino acids. Gene Ontology annotation, cellular component: microtubule; cytoplasm.